Episyrphus balteatus (marmalade hoverfly) is the source of this 2048-nucleotide messenger RNA. Its product is annotated as 4-hydroxybutyrate coenzyme A transferase. Gene Ontology annotation, molecular function: acetate CoA-transferase activity. The transcript has 5 exons. Gene Ontology annotation, biological process: acetate metabolic process. The record is from RefSeq and is a predicted model, not a curated record. NCBI's taxonomy places the organism in Eukaryota, Metazoa, Arthropoda, Insecta, Diptera, Syrphidae. Gene Ontology annotation, cellular component: mitochondrion. Bases 212 to 1624 code for a protein of 470 amino acids.
UCAGUUUUUCAAAGUCGGUUCGUUGGUGCAGUUCUACAAACAAAAUCUUCUACUCUUCUGUUUGGGAACAAAAUUCUUCUACCCAAAAUAAACUCUAUUCUUCAAUUAAAAUUCUCAUCAAAAGUCUAUACUUUGUCUAGACUUGUAAAAACCUUUUUUUUAUUAUUGUUUCACAUCUUUAAUAUUUUAUUUGUUCAUACAUUUUAAAAAAAUGGCGUCUAUGCUAUCAAAUAAUUUUGUACGAAUCAAUCGUUCUGGUAUUUCGGCGCUACAAAAAUUUAGUAAUAAUUACUUUACCUACACCAAUGAGUUGGCUCAUCCGCUGGACAGGAAGGCACCAAUUGUUUCAGCUAAAGAAGCAGUUGCAUGCGUUAAACCAGGUAACCUAGUCUUUUGCAGUGGUGCAGCUGCAACUCCAAAUGCUCUCAUCUCUGCAAUGGUUGAAAAUGCCUCCAACCUUAAAGAUGUAACCGUCUGCCAUAUGCAUACCGAAGGACCAGCUGGCUAUGCUCAGCCCGAGAAUGCUGAUAUUUUCCGUUCAGCUUCGUUUUUCAUGGGCGGCAAUGUUCGCAAAGCUGUCGCAGAAGGACGUGGCGAUAAUAUGUCCAUUUUCCUACAAGAUAUUCCUCAACUAUUCUUUAGGAAGAUCUAUCAACCUGAUGUUGCCUUUGUUCAUGUUUCACCACCAGAUCAGCAUGGUUACUGUUCCCUGGGUACUAGUGUGGAUUGUGUUCGAGCUGCAUUACAGCACUCGAAAAUUAUCGUAGCACAAAUGAACAAAAAAAUGCCCAGAACUUUUGGUGACUCGAUUGUCCAUUCAUCGCAUUUUGAUUUUGCCGUAGAAAUUGACGAACCUUUGCCAGCUCACGGUGGCAAAGCACCAACAGAUGUUGAAACUAAAAUUGGCAAAAUUAUUGCCGAGAAUUUAGUUGAAGAUGGAGCAACACUGCAAAUGGGUAUUGGAAGCAUUCCAGAUGCUGUCCUCAAUGCUCUACACAAUCACAAAGACUUGGGUAUUCAUUCGGAAAUGUUUGCCAACGGUGUUGUUGAUUUGGUAGCCAAGGGUUGUGUUACCAAUUCGCAAAAGACAACACAUAAGGGUAGAAUUGUGGGAUCAUUUUUGAUUGGCGAUCAAAAAUUGUACGAUUUUGUGGAUAACAAUCCAUUUAUCGAAAUGCUGACAAUUGACUAUGUCAACAGCACCAGCGUUAUUCGUCAACUACCAAAGAUGACUGCCAUUAAUUCCUGCAUUGAAGUCGAUUUAACUGGACAGGUUUGCUCUGAUUCAAUCGGAACCCGCUUCUUCUCUGGGUUUGGUGGCCAAGUGGAUUUCAUUCGAGGUGCCGCCGAAGGUACAGAUGGACGGGGUAAACCAAUUAUUGCAAUGCCAUCGACAACAAACAAGGGAGAGAGCAAAAUCACACCUAUGUUGAAGCCAGGUGCUGGUGUUGUAACAUCCCGUGCUCAUGUUCAUUAUGUUGUCACUGAAUUUGGUAUUGCAUCGUUGUUUGGAAAGACAAUGCGCCAAAGGGCGCAUGCACUCAUUCAAAUCGCACAUCCCGAUCACCGUCAAAAUUUAGAGAAAGCUGCAUUUGAACGAUUGAAGCAAAUGCCAUCGCCUUAAAUUCUCUUAAAAAAAAAAUAAUUUUAUUUUUUGAUAAAUAUUUUGUUUUCCAUUUUAUAAGCUUUGGCACGCGUAACGUUUUUUCCCAAAGUUUUUUGUGUAUUUUGUAAAAAAAAAUUAGGUUUUUAUUUUUGCAUUUGUACAGACGACAUCGUGAUAAGGAUUGAUAAUUAUAAAAAAAAAUAGUAACAAAAAGCAUCUCGUUUUGCUGGAUAGAAAAAAAAAAUAUUAUAUUAAUAGGAAAAAUUAUGUAUCGUAAAGAUAUGUAAAUUAAAUUUUAUUCAGCAACUAGCACAUAAAUAAAUAAAGCGAUGUUUUUUUUAAAUAAUUUCGUUUGCAUAGAAAUUGAAAUUGUUAUAUAUUUUCUGCAAAGAAAAUUUAAUUUCUCUUUAAGUUAACAAAAAUAAAAUAAUAAUGAUCGAAA